Molecule: messenger RNA, 712 nt
Organism: Trifolium pratense (red clover)
Lineage: Eukaryota; Viridiplantae; Streptophyta; Magnoliopsida; Fabales; Fabaceae
Product: polyubiquitin
Exons: 1
Coding region: 122-511 (129 amino acids)
Biological process (GO): modification-dependent protein catabolic process; protein ubiquitination
Cellular component (GO): nucleus; cytoplasm
Molecular function (GO): protein tag activity; ubiquitin protein ligase binding
Source: RefSeq, a predicted model, not a curated record
CCUUAAUUCAUCAUCAAACUCCUCAUUCAAGUCUCAAAACAAAAUUCGAAAAUCAAAUCAAAUCAAACCUCUCUCUUUUCUUUCUCGUGUUAAUCAUCAUAUCAAAUUCAUCAUCAUCACCAUGCAGAUCUUCGUGAAAACCCUAACCGGCAAAACCAUAACCCUAGAGGUAGAAUCCUCCGAUACCAUCGACAACGUCAAAGCCAAAAUCCAAGACAAGGAAGGAAUUCCUCCUGAUCAGCAGCGAUUGAUCUUUGCAGGGAAGCAAUUGGAAGAUGGGAGGACUCUUGCGGAUUAUAAUAUCCAGAAAGAGUCUACGCUACAUUUGGUUCUUAGGUUGCGCGGUGGAAUGCAGAUUUUUGUGAAGACGUUGACGGGGAAGACGAUUACUCUUGAGGUGGAGAGUUCUGAUACUAUUGAUAAUGUGAAGGCCAAGAUUCAGGAUAAGGAGGGGAUUCCACCUGAUCAACAGCGAUUGAUCUUUGCCGGUAAACAGCUUGAGGAUGGAUGAACUCUUGCUGAUUAUAAUAUUCAGAAAGAAUCUACACUUCACCUUGUUCUCAGGCUCCGUGGUGGUGCCGCCCGCGAUAUAUAAGUUGAUCAAAUAUAUACUUCUUUCUCUAUGUUAAUUAUGUUUACUUUGAUAUGGAUGGAUGUUUGUUCUGUUAUUUCUUGAAAGUUAAUAAUCAAUAAAAGUUUCAAUUUUCUGUCA